Paraglomus occultum is the source of this 240-nucleotide messenger RNA. The record is from the annotation of a GenBank genome assembly. Lineage: Eukaryota; Fungi; Glomeromycota; Glomeromycetes; Paraglomerales; Paraglomeraceae.
GGAACUAAUAUAGAGUUUACUUAUGCAGUGUGUAGGAUUUGCUUAGAUCCGACAUACAGUGGCAUGGACGUAAGUGAAGAUGUCGUGACCAAUAUAAUGAAUUCUUUAGAAAAUGAGGCGUUGGAGCAACCAGAAGCGGAUCUUGAGCAAGAAGCGGGUAUUGAUAAUCUUGAGGAAUCUGAUAAGGAGCUGGGAGAAGAGUCAGGAGAGUAUAAUGAGGAUGAAAAUACGAGUGACUAA